Molecule: messenger RNA, 4697 nt
Organism: Ictalurus punctatus (channel catfish)
Lineage: Eukaryota; Metazoa; Chordata; Actinopteri; Siluriformes; Ictaluridae
Product: glutathione hydrolase 6
Exons: 4
Coding region: 122-1927 (601 amino acids)
Cellular component (GO): extracellular exosome
Source: RefSeq, a predicted model, not a curated record
GCGGUAGUUUAAACCGGAAAUAACACAAGAAAUUUACUUUCACAUCUAAAGGAAACCACGAACUUCCCGUGUCAGACACUCGAGCAGUCCUGUGUGUCGCACUAUUAAUGCUUGAGUUAAAAUGGUGCAAGUUGAUGUUCGGUACACGAAGGUCGCCACAGAUAUUCACGAUGAAAUAGACACGCGCGCAAACGAGGACAGUGAUGAAGAAGAACAAGUGACAGUCUACAUAAAGCUGCGCAAUGAUAGACUGCUGGGAAAAGCAGGAAAGGGACUCACAUGUUUCCGUGUGUCAGUGGCUCUGGUUCUCCUGGGUAUCGUCUCUGUGUUUGCGCUUCUUCAGUGGUAUGAAUGGUGGCCUGAUCCUGAAAGAUUUCACAGUGCAGGAACCAACAUCAUGAACAUUUCAAAGGAACAUGGCGACCAUCAUCACCACACCACCUUGGAUGAAGAUGAUGAACACGAAGAUGGAGAAGAUGGCCACCACCAUGAGCACACUGCACUGUACCACCAUGCUGUUGUUCUGACAGCCUCAGAUAACUGUUCCAGCAUUGGUAAGGAGCUUCUCCAGGAGGGUGGAAAUGUGGUGGAUGCAGCUAUUGCUUCUCUGCUCUGCUUGGGAGUCGUCCACCCACAUACAGCUGGAGUAGGUGGUAUAGUCUCAGCCAUCCUGUACAACAACACAUCAGGCUCACUCAAGACAAUACGUUCCAUUGCACCCCAAAUGUCAUCAACUACCUUUGGAGUCCCAUCUAUUCUGCAAGGUAUCCAAGUACUCCACUCCAAGUGUGGACGAUCUGAAUGGAGCCGGCUUUUCAAAGAAGCCAUAACAUUAGCGCAGGAAGGGUUCCUCAUAGAUGAAGUCCUCGGCAAGGCAUUGGAAAGCUAUAAGGAGGAAAUACGCAUUUCCAAGCUGUGUGAUCUGUUCUGUGAUGCGAGUGGCCGCAUGAAAUCGGUGGGAGCGAUCGUCAAAAAUCAGAAUCUGUCAGAGCUUUUGCAGAGCGCCAGCCUGAAUGAGAACAAUUUCCUAGAAAUGCUGGCUGUGAAAUUGUCCGAAGACCUCUCCGUGAACGAGAGGCCAGACUUCUCAGCUGCCAUUCAGCACAGCCAUGGAGAAAUCAAUGACUCUCUUAUCAUCGAGGGAGAGAAAUAUUCUGUCCUUUCAGCCAGUUUGCCUUUCUCAGGCAAGAUGCUAUCUGAUAUAUUAGAGCAAGUCAGGCAGCAAAGCCUCUCUUUUCGGAACGGUGCAGAUUUUAACAGGACCUCUGCCUCCUACAGUGCUCUCUUAAACUCGAUUCAAGAACGCAACAAUUCAGCCUUGGCUGAGAAGUACCCAGGCCUCGUAGACACAUUUUCUCUUAAUACUCAAAACAGUCACGUUGCUGUGCUGGAUAAAUAUGGUAAUUUUGUCAUUAUGUCAGCUUCACUCAACAGCACGUGGGGAUCCGGGCGUUUUUUGCCAUCCAGUGGUAUUCUCCUUAACAGCUUUAGUUCAAACAUCUCAAACUUGCCUUAUUUCAACAUGCCAUUGGUUCUACAACUCAUUGAGGACGAUGCAUCUCAUACUGAUGAUACACAAGACAAUGCAGAAGAAAAUGAAGUAGAAGUUGUUGCUAUUACUGGAGGACUUUCAGCUAUAUUUAAUGCUGCCUUUUUUUUGCACAACAGGAUUGACUUAGGAAUGUCUUCUAAAGAAGCUAUUAGUGGCCCUCUCCUCCAUCUAGAGCCGGGAAUGUCUUCGGCUUUUUGUCUGUCUGCCACUUUAAAUGACUCAGACUUUUAUAUGCUGUUCUCUGAUGUAGGAAGUGAGCUCCAGCAGGUGGACGAGUGCUCGGAUCAUUCUCUAUCCAUGCUGCUGCGGUUACAUGCAGACCACGUUAGCGCAUAUGGAGCCCCGGUUGCUAAUGCUCAUAUUAAUGGCUACUGACAGUUUAUAUGUCUGCAAUCCAGCAGUGUCAUUUUUUAUGGUGCAGAUGCAUUUUCCUUGACAAAAGAGAAAAUGACGAGUCUAACCAGUCAGUCAUUUUAGGCCAUCAUUUCACCAAUCAUGGCGUUCCCAAGGUUUUUUUUUUUUUUUUUUAAGUGCAAAAGGUGAAUGAGAGAACAGUUGGUGUUAUGUCAUGUAGUCAUACUAAUGGCUACGGAAGGAAGCUUCUUUUAGCCGAGUUUGCACUAUACAAUUUUGCUGUCUCAGACUAAAAUCACACAUCAUAAAAUAAUUCUUUGGUCGUGAGUUGAGACUGGCAGUCUUAGAAUCCAUAAUAUCAUGCUCUGAUAUGUCAUUAUUUGAUUAGAUUAUUUGAUUAAAAUCUCAGAGUGUGACCACUGCUACAAUGUUCAUCUAAAAACAACGAAUAGGAAGAUGGCAUAGGAUUUCUCAAAACUCGGUACAGCUACAAAUACACUAGCGGAACUGUUGAAACAUGAACAAAACAUGUAAAUGGGCAUCUGAACCUCACUUUGAAGAAUGUUUCUGUUUAUGCGACCCUGAAUGUCACUGUUUUCUGCACUGAUUGAUUACAUAAGCACAACGUAGUCGUUUUCUUUAAUCUGAGGUCUAUACUUAGAGAAUCUUCAUCCUAUAAGUAAAGGAUAAUCCAGGGCUAGGUGUGAAUUACACAAUUUUAAAGCAUAAAGGGGAGGAAAAAACCUCCCAGCAUGAAACGGCAUGCAGUAAAAUUGUGUAGUGCACACCUGGCCAUGUUUUAUCCCAUUUAUACCAUGGUCAUUUGUCAGCACUGACAAGUUAAAGCUGUCAUUGAUGUUUGCAGGGCAAAAUUUGACUGAAGGGAUAAAAAUAAUGGUUCAUUUUUAUUAGUUAUGUAUUUACUCGUAGUUUUAUAUACUGGUCUGGAAUUCUGCCCGCUCUAAAUCAUACACAUACAGAUAAAGUAGUACGACAAGAUUACAUUUAUUUGAGUGAAUUAUAGUAAAUAGUUUUUAGAGAGAGAGAUGUGUGUGUGUGUGUGGGGGAAUUAUCUACAUCUGUACCGCAUCUCUACUAAUAAUGAAGCUGUGAGUUUCACUACUGUAUGCAUUACUGUAACUGCAUGUUACUAUGGUUACAGUUGUUUAUAGGCAGCACAUUAAUUUAGAAUGGCGAUUAAACUGACUGGAACUACCUGUGCAUUAUACGGUUUGAACGCACACCUUCCGGCCAAUCAGACUCGAGUAUUCAGACAGACCAUGGUAUAAACUGAAAUGGAGGACACGUUAUUGCACAGUCUGGAUAUAGAAUUAAGGGUUAUUUUGUACAGUAAAAGACUGAUGAAAUCACACAGUGUGAGACAGACUUUACUCACCUUAGCUGUUCAACAUCCACAACAUGAUGUGGAUCCAUUUAAUAAUACUUCAGUCUUCCACAACAAAGAAAUGCAGAUGUCUGGACUAAUCAGGUAAACGGAUUGUUCAUCCAUUUAAUCUGUGCACAUUUCAAUGAUCUACUAACUGUUACCCAGGGUUAUUAGAGGACACAUUUUUACAUGUGGUUUGUAUUAGGUUUCAAUAGUGUUUGUUCAUUUUGUGUUAAUUAAUUUUGCUCUCAUUAUGCUUGAUGGCAACUGAUGGAAUUACAAUUACUAGUCCUUCAUGGUAGUCUUUAUAAAUAUUAUAGUGAUGGAUUUAAAACUGUAUCUUAAUAAUGCAGAGUUCCAGAGUAGUGCAACAGUGUUUACCUUAAUAUAUUUUGAAUCCUGAAAUAGCAUAGAUAUCUGUUCCCUCAUGUCCAAUAGCGCAUAACCGGCCCUGCUCUUUAGGUGGGAAAAUGGCAUUUCUUCCCCAUGUGGAGAAAUCGUCAGCAUCUCUUAACCAAAGCAAGAUAUCUAUGAAUUCAUGCAUACAGAAGAGGGAAGUUAGCGCUUCCAUCCAAGCAUGACCAGGAGUUCAAAAAGAUGCGGUGGCGUCACAUAUCUAGGAUUAAGCACAUGCAAGCCAGUCUAAAUGUACACAAGAAGCAGCAAGUCUCACAGAAAGAAACCAUGUGACUGACAAAUGUCCCAUAUCCCGUUGAGGAUAUUUAAUUUACUUGACACAAAUGUCUUUAAACAAACUGGUUAAUAGCCAUUCAAGAUGUUAUGUCAUGAUUAGUUUGAGUCCUGUGUCUAUAUCAUGCACUGUAAAACUUGUUGUGUCAUAUUAAUAUACAAAUCUAAAACUAAGUAUAUGUUUAUUUUCACAUUAAAUGCUGCACAGAAGUGAGAACAUCAUUCAAUUAGUCAAUCCAAGUGUACAGUAGUGUACAAGAUGUAUUAGAGCAGGGAUGUCAAACAUAUGUACUGUAAGCCAGACCCGACCCAAUAGAAGCUCAGAUCAGGCCCUCCAAAAGAAUUUAAAAUCCUUCUUCUAAAUUAAAAUUGUCUUAUGGACCUUAAUUGAAUGGAAAGAUUGGGAAAAAGAGGCACUAGAGGGGAAAAAAGAGAGCAAUAAUCUCAGCUUAUUAACUCAGCUACUGACAUCAUGUGCUAAUAAUAUAUCAUUCUUUAUUAACAAGCUAAAAGGGAUGCUUUAUCCAGAAUGACUUUAAGGGAGAAUAGUUAUGCAGUGACAACUCAUAUAGUUUUAAAAAAAAAUAAUUCCAGUUAAGUCCACUUCAUUUCUAGGAGUGUAAACAUUCAGUCUGUUCAUUGUGUUGUGGUUAAUCCAUGUAUUCUGAAUGUACCUUUCCGAUAACUGCUGAUCAAUUAAAACAUGUAAGAGGA